Aspergillus caelatus is the source of this 1485-nucleotide messenger RNA. Its product is annotated as major facilitator superfamily domain-containing protein. NCBI's taxonomy places the organism in Eukaryota, Fungi, Ascomycota, Eurotiomycetes, Eurotiales, Aspergillaceae. Gene Ontology annotation, cellular component: plasma membrane. Gene Ontology annotation, molecular function: carboxylic acid transmembrane transporter activity. The record is from RefSeq and is a predicted model, not a curated record. Gene Ontology annotation, biological process: transmembrane transport; carboxylic acid transport. The transcript has 3 exons. Bases 1 to 1485 code for a protein of 494 amino acids.
AUGACUUACGAUCCAGAGAGUGGAAUGGCAGACGCCAGGGCCGAUGCGCCCGUGGAGACAGGAAAGGAGCAUGAGGCAACGCAAACCACUGUCAAAGAGAGUACACUCGUCUAUGAUAAUUCUCCCGACCCCAGCAGACGGGAUUCCUAUCGCCCCACGAGAUUACAAAGUAAUUUGACCAUCGUCAGCUGUUACAUCGCCAAUUUCAGCGAUGGAUUCCAAAACAGUCUUGCCAAUCCUACCAAUGUCAUCUUCAAAAAGCUACUAGGCACGAAUGGAUAUCCCUCUGAGAUGCAGACGCGUAUUAGCAAUUCCCUCUUAAUCGGUGCUAUCUUGGGUGUCCUCGCCCUAGGAUACACAUCGGACAUGUUUUCACGACGAGCCGGGUUACUAUUCACCUCUGGCCUCGUCGCGAUCGGAACACUGAUGUCUACACUUGCCCUCCAAGUACAUCCGACGCACAACAUGCUCUGGUACUUUGUGAUUGUGCGAGGUAUCGCUGGUUUCGGCGUUGGCGGCGAGUAUCCCCCAAGUGCAGCAGCCGGAAUCGAGGAAUCAGACGAUUUCAAAAGAAAAUACCGAGGACCACUAUUCGUCUCCUUCACGACGUUAAUGGCGACCUCCGCUGCGCCCAUCCAGAUGAUCGUCUACCUCAUCUGCCUCAUCGCCAGCAAUGAAAACCUCCCAGUCACCUUCCACGCCUUAUACUCGAUUGCCACCAUUCUACCAGUAAUAAUCAUGAUCCUGCGUUUCUUCAUGACCGACUCGACAUUAUUCCACUACUCAAACUUCAAACACCAGAAACGUCCCCUAAAGUUCUACCUGCUCCUACUGAAACGCUAUAAAUGGCGUCUCUUCACGACAUCCCUCGCCUUCUUCCUUUACGACUUUAUCAACUUCCCCAACAGCAUCAUGUCCAGCACCAUCAUCAACUCCCUCGUCAAGGACCACAAUAUCCGCACCACCGCAAUCUGGCAGGUCAUCCUCGGCGCCCUCCCCGUACCGGGCGUGAUCGUAGGCGCCUGGUUAACCAACGCAAUCGGACGCCGAUACACCGGUAUACUAGGAUUCGCCGGAUACAUGAUUCUCGGAUUCAUCAUUGGCGGCACAUUCCCCCAUCUAUCAAAGAACAUGCCCGCAUUCGUGGUUCUGUAUGGUCUACUACAAGCCUUAGGUCACAUGGGACCUGGUGCCACGAUCGGGUUGAUCUCAACAGAGUCAUUCCCCACCGCGAUGCGUGGAAUGGGGUACAGUAUUGCGACGGCGUUUGGAAGAACUGGUGCUGCGGUUGGGACGCAGUGUUUCACGCCGUUGCAGGAGAGGGCGGGCAAACAGUCGACCUUCUACCUGGCGGGUGGUGUUGCUAUUCUUGGGAUGAUUGUGUAUUGGUUUCUGCCGGAGAGUAGUGAGUUGAACUUGGAGGAGGAGGAUCGGGAGUUGAGUGAGUUUUUGGCUGAGAAUGGCUUUCCGAUGGAGAAAGCUUGA